Molecule: messenger RNA, 1259 nt
Organism: Nylanderia fulva
Lineage: Eukaryota; Metazoa; Arthropoda; Insecta; Hymenoptera; Formicidae
Gene: Sirt4
Product: NAD-dependent protein deacylase sirtuin-4
Cellular component (GO): mitochondrial matrix
Molecular function (GO): histone deacetylase activity, NAD-dependent; NAD+ binding
Source: RefSeq, a predicted model, not a curated record
UAAUUGUUGCAUUUGUAACAUAUUGUGAAAUGAUAAAAUGAUAUCACGACAUGAUAAAAAAACGAUGAAAUAUAUUGGAUGUUUAUUUUUAAUACAUGUGUUUAGCAUUUAUAAUAAUGUAAUAAAAAUUGUAUAGAUCAUGAUUACAAAAUAUAUUUAUUGUAAUGCAAUGUCAGUAGAAUUGUGUUCGCGCUUGUAUAAAUCGAGUCUUGCAUUUGUUCCAAAAUGCAAACCAACGAGAACAGAAGAUGUGAUGAGAUUGAAGGAGUUUAUCGAUAAACAUUGUCGUUUGUGUGUAUUAACUGGAGCAGGAAUAUCCACGGAAAGUGGCAUCCCCGAUUACAGAUCGGAAGAAGUGGGUCUUUAUGCACGUAGCAAUCAUAAACCGGUUCUUUAUAAGGAAUUUUGUAGUAGCGAAGCAAUAAGAAGACGAUACUGGGCUAGAAACUAUGUUGGAUGGCUAAGAUUUUCCUCUCUUAAACCAAACAUUACACACAAGAUACUAAAAGACUUGGAAUAUGUUGGAAAAGUAGAAUGUAUCGUUACACAGAAUGUGGACAAUUUACAUUCAAAAGCAGGAAGCAAAAAAGUAAUAGAAUUGCAUGGAACAGCAUUCAGAGUUAUGUGUCUUAACUGCGAUCAUAAAAUAUAUAGAUACGAACUUCAAGAGAUCCUCCAGAAACUCAAUCCAUCUAUGGUUGCAACUACUCAAAUGAUAAGACCAGAUGGAGAUGUAGAAUUAUCACAGACCCAAGUUGAAAAUUUUAAUGUUCCUGCCUGCAGUAACUGUGGGGGUAUUUUAAAACCGGAUAUUGUAUUUUUUGGAGACAAUGUACCAAGCAAUACAGUACAAAGUGUGAAAAAUAAUGUUGAGAAGUCAGAUGCUUUGCUAAUUCUGGGAACGACUCUUACCACGUUUUCUGCAUAUAGAAUUAUGCUGCAAGCAGUAGAUGCCAAGAAGCCCAUUGCAAUAGUAAAUAUUGGCAAAACUAGAGCUGAUGAAUUUGUGAACUUAAGAGUGGAGGGAAGAUGCGGAGACAUACUCUCAAAAGUCUGGCAACUGAAUGUGACAAAUAAUUCUGUAAGUUAAUGACAAAUGUGAAUAGCUUUUAAAUUUCAGAUAAUGUACAUAAAUUAAAUUUUUAAUUGUUAAAUAUUAGAAAAUAAUAUAUAAUGUACAGUCUUCUUUUAAAAUCAAUGAAUAAUACUCGAUUCAAGAAGGUACAUUGAGUAAAUAAACACUUGUUUGGAAAAUCAUA